AUGUGUUCCAGAGCCUCGCUGGUCGUGAACGAAUCUUUGGAAAAAGAUGUUCUUAGGAGGACCUAUGGAGAAGACCGAAGACCACCGAAGAGGUUAUUCACUCCCGAAAUCAAGAGGUUUUUGAAAGACUGGCUGGUGAGAAGGAGGGAGAACCCUUAUCCGAAUAGAGAUGAGAAGAAAAUACUAGCUGUUCAAACUGGCCUAACCUAUAUUCAGGUCUGCAAUUGGUUCGCGAACUGGCGAAGAAAACUGAAGAACGCCGGCAAACAGCCCUACCAGAAAACAUGGGGCGACCUGAUAAAGACCUACAACAAACAGGUGCAGGGUAAUGUCGAACACUUCAGCAUCUGCUCAGAAGACAGCAUCUGGGAGGAAACCGAAACCAACUACAAUUAUUACGAAGAGGAAGUUUACGAACGCGCCUCAGCAACUUUAAAGUUCCAAGAGCGCACUGGCGAAUACCACCACGAACCCUUCCAGAACAACAACAACAAUAACUUCGGUUCUAACGAGACCCAGAACCAAUGCUAUUUCGUCAGUUCGACUACUGAGAGUGAGGUGGACAACAAUCCGUUCGCCCAAUGCUCUAAUAAAUACAAAAACCACAUAAUGGAUAAGUACUUAAGGGAUUGCCGAAAAUCCGGAUGCGGCGGCCUGGACAACCUGGAAGAGAGCAAGCCUUCGAUGAUCUCCAAAUGGUUAGAAAGCGCCGCCAACUUCAAACCGAGCGAAAGCAGUUAUCUGGACUGGACGUUCCAGAAGUCUUCGAAGAAGAAAAUGAAGAAAUCUCCUUCUGGAGAAACUUCAGACGGUUUGUUGGUAGUCCAUGGAAGGGAAGAGCUGGAUGCCGCUGAGGCUCUGACGACGUUGGCGAACGCCAAGUAUAAGGUCUAGUUCGGAUUCCGUGGUUGUUUCUGAUAUAAUUUUCAGUUACUUGAUUCUAGAUGGAUUCCGGAUCUUUUAUAGUUCCUUUCAUGUAUAUUGACCGAUCGAAUUGACAAUUUUCGGGGAUAAUUACAGAAUAACUUCGAUAUUGUUGAAUGAGUGGAUGAACUAUAAUAAGUAAGUUAGUAUAAGUAUGCUUGUAAAAUUACCUAUGUGAUUAUUUUGAUGCACGAUACUGGACGAGUGCAAUUCAGGAAGAAAAUAAACUGAUGAAUAUUUUUAUAAAUUUUCAUUAUUGCACCAGAUAAGUAUGAUAAAUAAUAUAUAAGAGUGUAAUUUUCGAACAUAUUCUGUUAUCCAAGAUGACAUCAUCUUCGGAUAAAAUAGAAAACAUUUUAUCACAAAUCAGUGUUUUUUGGGAUCAUCUGAUUUUUUUUUUCAUUGUGAACGAACAGUUCUUCAGAUUUCGAUAAAAAUGACAAGAAAAUCUGUUCAAAAUCAGCGAAACCAGAAGAAUGAAACUUAUACAUUAUGAGAACCUGAA
This is a messenger RNA of Phaedon cochleariae (mustard beetle), 1429 nucleotides long. Lineage: Eukaryota; Metazoa; Arthropoda; Insecta; Coleoptera; Chrysomelidae. The record is from the annotation of a GenBank genome assembly.